UAUUUAUUAAGAUUAGCUUAAAUUCAUUUGACAUAGCUCAAUAUCACUAAGGUGACCCAAUUUUGAUCCAAAUUCAUAUGAUGGCUUACUUUCAAAGCCAUGCCUCCACUUUCAUUGCGGGUGGCCAAAUUCUACUUCUAACACUCUAAUACACGAUUCCACAAACAACAACCACUCGCCCCUCCUCCUUAUCAUUUGACAAGCAAUGUUACCGCCUACGACACCCGGUACUACUACCAGCAGUACCACCACUCAUACCAUAAUGCAUUCUACAUCAGCAACGACAACUCCAUCUCAGGUUAAUCCGUCUCAUCCUCCAUUAUCAGUCAACACCACGUGCAAUAAUAACUCUUUUCCAGCAUCAUCAACCCCUUCGUCAUCAUCAUCAGCACCAACCACUGUCCAAAUUCUCGUGGAACCUUCACCGCUACUAUUGACCUCGUCCUCUUCUAAUAACAACUCUGCAUCUCAUCAUCUCGAUCGCUCUACUAUUCCACGCAAUCGUCACCGUCACUACAACCAUAACAACAGCAACAACCCAACAGCAUACCCACUGUCCGACGCAGUAACGCCUCCCAGUCUUAGACCCUAUAGAGUAUAUAGCACACGAGCCAUCGGUCGAAUGGAUAAGCAUCAGCAUCAUGAGUAUCUUCUAGCCAACAAGCGACGCGGAUCCGUUUCGAGUAACAGCGCAUCAUCUUCUACGUCUUCAUCAUCAAAUGCUAUUUAUAACAAAAAACGAGCACGGCUUGAAACGUUCUUACCACCAAAUCACACCAUUUCUACAGCAACAACAACGAGACAAGGACAAUCUGAAGCAUACAUUGAUAAGUACGCCAUACCAUCACCGUCUUAUCCAGUAAAUUUAAAUGACGAUGACGAUGCAGUCAUCGGCACAGCAACAACGGCAGCAACAGGAUCUUCAUCCACUGCAACACCUACAUUAGCAUUAGCAUUAUCAUCAUUAUCAUCAGCUGCAUCAGCUGCUGCAGCAGCGGCAGCAGUAGCGGCCGUACCAGCGACAGCAGCAACAGCAACAUCGAUAUCUUUAGAAGAUUAUGACAUUGACCUUGAUUCCAACAUUGCCGACACAUUGCAUCAAUUACCGAGUAUGGUCCACGCAUAUGGCACGCUUCCACCUGACCUACAAUCAUACAUGUUGUUCCAGCUUCUCAAACGCUCGUCCACCAACACACUGCAGUUUGUCAAUUCCAUUAUUGUUCCCGCGCUUAAGCGAGAUUUCCUUGCAUCGCUUCCGCUUGAAUUGGCGCUUCACGUGAUAAGUUACUUGGAUGUUGUAUCACUCUGUCGUGCUGCAUGUGUCAGUCACAAAUGGCGGUCGAUCAUUGAUUCGGAUAUGGGGACUUGGAAGUGGUUAUUGGACAAGGAAAGCGCCGAGUAUAAUGACCCUUGGCAGGAUGACAAUGAAGAAGAUCAAGAUACCCUGGGUGAUGAAAACGAGGAGGAAGAAGAAGAUGAAGAAACUGUUUCGGCUACGCUAUCCACUGCGUCAAUGUUGGAACAUUCGGAUAUGGAUACGGCAGAAGAUGGCGAGGGAGAAGAAGAAGAGGAUGAUGAUGAUGAUAUUGAUAAAGAGCUAGUAGCUGAUUGUGUACCUCAUCUCCAUCAAGGUGGUGUUCAGUGGCGACAAGCUUGGUAUGGUGCUGGUAUCAAUCAGUACAGUACCAACGCUAUAAAUGGCAGCGAUAAUAACAAUAAUAGCAAUUCCAGUAACUACGAUAUGCAUCGUCAGCAUCAUGGUACUGGCCACAGCAACAACAGCGGCAGCAGAAGCAGCAGCAGCAGAAGCACCAGUAGUAGCACGAGCAGGAUGGAUAUCGACGGCGGUAUCAACGAAACUUUUAAUCGAAAGGGCAAGUUAAAGGCACCGAAUCACCCUUACAAGGAUAUAUACCGUCGGCGUUUCACCAUACGCCAGAACUGGAAGCAUGGACGCGCAGAACGAAUAAGUUUCGAGGGUCAUCCGGGCCACGUAGUCACGUGUCUGGAAAUUGUCGAUGGCGACAAGAUUAUUUCAGGUGCAGACGAUUGUCUGAUCAAUAUCUAUGACAUUGCUACAGGACAGCGGUACCAUUCACUACAAGGUCACGAAGGCGGUGUGUGGGCACUGCAGUAUUACCGGAAUACGCUGGUUAGCGGUUCCACAGAUCGUAGUGUACGCGUAUGGGAUAUCCGGCAAGGCGUGUGCACGCAUGUCUUUCUCGGCCAUACAUCCACCGUUCGAUGUCUGCAAAUCAUCAUACCCACACUCGUCAACGGCAGGAUGGAGCCCAGCGUCCCAUUAAUCGUAACUGGCUCACGCGACUCAACCUUACGUGUAUGGCGACUACCAAACCUCGAUCGUGACGAGCCAUUCAAUGGCGUGGGUGUUAAUCCAUGGUUUAUGCAUACGCUUGCGGGCCACCAUCAUUCGGUACGCGCGCUAGCAGCACACGGAAACCGGCUUGUAAGCGGUAGUUACGACUGUUCGGUGUGCGUAUGGAACGUAGAGGAAGGUGUGUUACUCCAUCGGAUGGCAGGCCAUGGUCAGAAAGUAUACACCGUCGUCAUUGAUCCAGAGCGCCAGCGAUGCAUGAGUGGAAGUAUGGACAGCACAGUACGGAUAUGGGACAUGGAGCAUGGCCACUGUCUCAAGGUGCUCGAGGGCCAUUCAAUCUUGGUCGGCUUACUCGGCUUGACACCUAGCUAUCUCGUAUCAGCAGCGGCAGAUUCAUCACUACGGGUGUGGUCACCGGAUAAUGGUGGGUGCCAGCAUGUGCUCAGUGGACAUCGGGGAGCGAUUACAUGUUUCCAUCAUGACGAGACGAAGGUCAUCUCUGGCUCUGAAGGUGGAUUGAAAAUGUGGGAUAUCAAGACUGGAAGACAUGUCCGGGAUCUCAUCACAGGGGUGAAUGGAGUGUGGCGUGUGGCGUUUGAUCGUCGUCGGUGCGUCGCAGCAGUACACAGGUAGAAUUCUCUUUUACUAUCAGUGACAAGAAAGACUGUACAAAUGAGAAACUAAAUGUGUUGGUCUUCCUAGGGAUAAUAUCACUUCAUUUGA
Messenger RNA from Zychaea mexicana, 3061 nucleotides. Its product is annotated as WD40-repeat-containing domain protein. The record is from RefSeq and is a predicted model, not a curated record. Bases 206 to 2971 code for a protein of 921 amino acids. The transcript has 2 exons. NCBI's taxonomy places the organism in Eukaryota, Fungi, Mucoromycota, Mucoromycetes, Mucorales, Lichtheimiaceae. Gene Ontology annotation, molecular function: protein binding.